Molecule: messenger RNA, 2943 nt
Organism: Drosophila busckii
Lineage: Eukaryota; Metazoa; Arthropoda; Insecta; Diptera; Drosophilidae
Product: probable cytochrome P450 6a23
Exons: 3
Coding region: 7-2928 (973 amino acids)
Molecular function (GO): oxidoreductase activity, acting on paired donors, with incorporation or reduction of molecular oxygen; monooxygenase activity; heme binding
Source: RefSeq, a predicted model, not a curated record
CGUAAAAUGUCGCUGAUCGUCGCUUUGGUCGGCAUUAUAGUAACGCUGCUGCUAUACGCAGUGCGUCAUCGUUACAAUUACUGGAAUCGGCGUGGCAUACCACACGAUGUGCCCAAAUUUCCCAAGGGCAAUCUUGCUGAUUGGAUGACAAAGCGUCAGUUGGGUGUUAUCUUUAAGGAUUACUAUAUGAAGUACAAGGGCAGCUCGGCACCAUUUGCUGGCUUCUAUUUCUUCUUUACCAAGACGGCAGUCAUAACUGACUUGGACCUGGUGAAGCGUGUGCUUAUCAAGGAUUUUAAUAACUUUGAAAAUCGCGGUGUUUUCUACAAUGAAGCUGAUGAUCCACUGUCGGCUACGCUGUUUAGCAUUGAGGGACGCAGAUGGCGCAAUCUGCGGCAUAAGCUGACGCCCACAUUUACCUCUGGCAAAAUGAAGCACAUGAUGCCGCUGGUGCUGAAAGUAGCGGAUGAACUGGCGCUAAUGUUUGAAAGCAAAGUGCCAACGCCGCAGGUGCUGGAGAUAACCGAUCUGGUGGGACGCUUUACGGCCGAUGUGAUUGGCAAUUGCGCUUUUGGUCUGGACUGCAAUAGUCAGCGUAAUCCCGAAGCGGAGUUCGUUAACAUGGGCAAGCGUGCGGUGUCCGAGCGACGUUUUGGUGGUCGGCUGGACUUCUUUCUGUUUGGCUUUCCCAAGGUGGCGCGCGCUUUGCAUAUGAAGUCGACAGUGCAGGAGGUUGAGGACUUUUAUCUGCGCAUUGUACGCGAUACCAUUAACUAUCGUCUGGAGCAUAAGGAGAAGCGUCACGACUUCAUGGACAUGUUAAUUGAAUUGUAUCAAAAGCAGCUCGCUGGCAAUACGGAGGAGGGUCUAAGCUUUGAAGAGCUCGCGGCUCAGGCGUUUAUCUUCUUCGUCGCUGGCUUCGAAACCAGUUCCACCACCAUGGGCUUUGCUCUAUACGAGCUGGCACAGCAUCAGGAUAUACAGGACAAGCUAAGAGCCGAAAUUAAUGCAGGACUUGUCAACAAUGAGUUUUCCUAUGACAGUAUUAAGCAAAUGUCGUAUCUGGAGCAGGUUGUUAUGGAAACCCUACGCAAAUAUCCUGUGCUCCCUCAUCUGACGCGCCAGACCAACUCGGACUACUCCCCAGUCAAUCCCCAGCACUACAUACAAAAGGGCACCAUUGUGGUUAUACCAGCUCUGGGCAUACACUUCGAUCCCGAUAUUUAUCCUGCGCCACACAAGUUUCAACCGGAACGCUUUACUGAGUCGGAGAUCGCAGCUCGUCCAGCCUGCACUUGGCUACCCUUUGGCGAUGGUCCUCGCAAUUGCAUUGGCUCUCGCUUUGGCCUUAUGCAGACCUGUGUAGGACUUGCCUAUUUGAUCAAGAACUUUAAGUUUACUGUGGCUGCCGAAACAAUAAUUCCCAUGAAAUUGGUUGCCAAGAAUAUAUUGCUCACUUCUGAAAAUGGCAUUUACUUGAAGGUGGAAAAGAUUUCCAAGCUAGGAUACUUGAAACGUCGUGGUUUACCACAUGCGCAACCAUAUCCAUUGGUGGGCAACAUGUGGGGCUGGCGCACGUCGCGUCACACCUCGGAGAUUAUCACAGAGCUUUAUAGAAAGUAUAAAGAUACAGGUCCAUUUGUGGGCGCCUUUUUUCUGCUGAAACCCAUUUAUAUAAUAACGGACAUGGAGCUGCUCAAACAAGUGCUGAUCAAGGAUUUCAAUAACUUCGAUAGUCGCGGAUUGUUUUACAAUGAGCGCGAUGAUCCAUUGUCAGCGCAUUUGUUUGCUGUCGAUGGACCCAAGUGGCAUGGACUAAGACCACGCUUGACGCCCAUUUUUAGUGGCGCCAAAAUGAAGCUAAUGUUUCCCACUGUAGUGCGCACAGCCAAGGAGCUAACAAAUGUUAUGCAUGAGCGUUGCGCUGGGCAGAGCAGCGCUGCUUUGGAGGUAAGCAAACUGUUGGCCUGCUAUACGGCGGAUACAAUAGGCAGCGCUAUAUUCGGACUGGAGUGCAAUAGUCUGCGUGAUCCGAAGGCGCCCUUUGUGCAAAUGGGUUUGAAUGCGAUGCUAAAGAAACGCUAUGAUUAUAUAUUCUGUUUAAUGUUUCCCAAGCUGAGCCUGAAGCUGGGACUCAAACGCACGCCUGCUGAUGUGGAAAAGUUCUAUAUGAGUUUGGUAAAGGAUACGCUUGCGUAUAGAGAGAAACAUCAGAUCAGACGCAACGAUUUUGUGGAUAUUAUGCUGCAAAUGAAGCACAAAUAUGAUGCAGGCAACACCGCCGAAGGAUUAACUGUAAAUGAAAUAGCAGCACAAAUGUAUGUGUUCCUUGUGGCGGGCUUUGAAACCACAGCCACUGCGCUAAGUCUGGCACUCUAUGAGCUGGCGAGACAUGAGCAAAUACAGGAACAGCUCAGAGCUGAAAUUGAGCGCGUUAUUGAGCAGCAUGGCGAGCUUAGCUACGAGGCCAUGCAGCGCAUGAAAUAUCUGGAGCAGGUUAUAUCCGAAACAUUGCGCAUGUAUCCCGUGGCCACGGAGCAUAUGCGUCAAGCCAAUGCGCACUAUGAGCUGCCGGCUCAUCCCAAAUAUUAUUUGCCCGCUGGUGCAAAGUUGAUUAUACCCGUCUAUGGCAUACAUCAUGAUCCGCAGUACUAUCCAGAGCCGGAGCAGUUUCGUCCCGAAAGAUUCACCGACGAGGCCAUACAACAGCGACCCAGCUGCGCUUAUUUACCCUUUGGACUGGGUCCACGCAUUUGCAUUGGCCUGCGCUUUGGACGCAUGAAACUGGCAGUGGGACUUAUAGAACUUAUAAGACGCUUUCGCUUUAGCUUGACGCCACAGACGCCGCAGCCAAUGCAAUUCGAGAAACAUUCGUUUCUGCUGCACAUCAAAAAAGGCUUCGAGCUACAAGUGCAGCCACUCAACUAGCGCAAGAGAGUGAGA